AUGCCGCUGCACCUUAAUGACGAUGAUAUUGUCUCUGUCCAUGGCGAGAUUCUUAAGCACCCGCGAUCCGAGUUCACCAUGCUCUCUUAUACUGUGCACGUGCUGGAACUCGCCGGGAUUAUGCGGGAGGUGAAUAACCUUGCGACCCCUGACAUGGCCCAGGGGCGCAAGCGUCUCAACCUGCAGUAUAAACACACCAUUGGACUCACGGCCAUGGGGCCCAUCGCCACUAUCCCGGUCCAGCGAUUUAUAUUACAUCAGCAACUGCAGAGUUUACUCCUCCACCUGCAUUGCUUUAAUCUUUUAACUCCCAUGGGCCGCUCGCUCACCACCAGCAACACCCAACUGUUCAAUGCGACUAUCGUGCUGCUUCUGCGUCUGCUGUUUCAUGCCCGGUCAGCAGAUGCCGAUCCGUCGAGUGCCCAGCUCAGUCGAUUAAUGACGCGAGAGUAG
Aspergillus tanneri is the source of this 453-nucleotide messenger RNA. RefSeq names its product putative C6 transcription factor. Bases 1 to 453 code for a protein of 150 amino acids. The record is from RefSeq and is a predicted model, not a curated record. NCBI's taxonomy places the organism in Eukaryota, Fungi, Ascomycota, Eurotiomycetes, Eurotiales, Aspergillaceae. The transcript has 2 exons.